AUGCUUUUGUUUGAAAUAUAUAGUUUCAUUUUAAUACUAUUGCAAUGGAAUAAGAUUCUAGUACUUCACAACCAUAUAAACAAUGAAGUAUUCAAAUUAGUGUCUUCCAGAUUGCUGGGGCAAUCUAAUGGGGAAUCAUAUGAUGAAACAAAUUUGAAAAAGACAUUUGUAUUACAUACUAAUGAAAAGGACAGUAAAUUAGGAAGUCCCAAUAUAUGUGUCGAGCCUGAGCCAAUUGCAGAUUUGCGAAUAUAUAAAUCAAAAGGCAGUAAGGAUGCUCGUAAUAAAUUAAAAAAUGAUAAACCAUCAACAAGUCAAAAUAAUAAUGUAUUAAAAUAUAAAAUAAAAAAAGACCCAUUAAAUGAUAAAAAUGACGAUGAUAAAAUAUUAGGCAAAAAAAAAGUAAAUCAUCAAAAUUUUAACAAUUCAAAAUCAAAUAAUUUAAAUUCAAAUAAACAAUAUCAAACAAUCCAUAAUGAAGAAGUGAAAUUAUUUGACAAGGAGGCCAAAGAUGUAACAGAACCAUUAAAUGAUUUAUUGGAUGGGAAAUUUAAAAAUGUAAAAUUAUUAAUAGAAGAAAUUUUAAAGAAAGAAUUUCAGCAGAUAAAGAAACGAUUAGAUACUUUGCUAAAAAACGAUAUGGAAAAGUGUGAAUUAAUAAAAAAUAAGAUAUUAGAAAAUCAAAUUGAGAAAGCUAACAUAUUAAGGGAUAAAUUGUUAGAAGAUAAAACUAUAUGUGAAAAAUUGAAAAUUGAAGAGAUUAAUAGCAUAGAAUCAUUGGAAAAUAGUAUUAAUAAUAUGGGUAUUAGAGAUAGAACAAAAUUACAGAUAAAAAAACAUAUCCAAAAUUAUAUGGAUGUUGAUGAUUCAUUUGAUCAAGUUAUCAUUUAUAAUCAAAUUAAGAAAUGUAUUAAAAAUGAUAUAAAACCAGGCAUAUUUCGCAAAAUAGUGCAUACUCUAAAAAUAGAAGAAGGCCUCGACGUUAUAGGGAAAAGCAAAUAUUAUCAUAAAAUAAAAAAUAGUCCUCUAUUAUUAUAUAUAAGACGAUAUGUAAUAUUCGACGUAAUAGUAUUUGUGGGUACUAGUCAACUCUUAAGCGCGGCGCCUACAUCAAUACCUAUAAUAGUUGCAUUACUUGUUGUAUUAUUUCUUAUAGUAAAAUAUGGAGGUAAUAUAAAAGAAUUUUUUCAAAAAUUGACAAAAAAAAAAAAAAAAAAAAAAAGAGUGAAUCCCAAACAUUGA
Messenger RNA from Plasmodium vinckei vinckei, 1242 nucleotides. RefSeq names its product Plasmodium exported protein, unknown function. Bases 1 to 1242 code for a protein of 413 amino acids. Lineage: Eukaryota; Apicomplexa; Aconoidasida; Haemosporida; Plasmodiidae. The record is from RefSeq and is a predicted model, not a curated record. The transcript has 2 exons.